Molecule: messenger RNA, 18977 nt
Organism: Xyrichtys novacula (pearly razorfish)
Lineage: Eukaryota; Metazoa; Chordata; Actinopteri; Labriformes; Labridae
Source: the annotation of a GenBank genome assembly
AUGGAAGAAGACAUGGAUGAGGGGCAGACCCAGAAAGGUAAAAAAAAAAGGGAUUUCAUUGCAUGCUUUGGUAGAUUUCCUUAAGUCAACUUGGCAUGGGUAUUUUUGUCAGUGCGAGUGGUACCUCUGCAGAGACAAUCCCCUCAAUGUUAGCCCUUCCCUUUCUGAAUAGCAGAGCAGCUGUUUGUGGUAAUUCCUUUGUCCAUUGAGUGUCAGCACUCCACUGAAGAGUGCACGUCUAUAUGAGCUGUUAGGGCUAGUCAGAGGGGUGUGAACUGCCUCAGUGAGGGAUGCACCGUCUUUGUUCACUUGGUAAUGCUUUCAUGCUUGUCGUGAUGGCUGAGAGGGAAACACGAAGAGUGAGGAGCCGGACCAAGACUGUACACUCAUUAAUCCAGCAGCUUUCAGGCUCUGUCCUUUGUGUAACAAACAGCCAGACGGUGUUCCUCGCACCGAUGCUUUGCAACCUUCACUGUGGAUUUGAUGCAGGAGCUGAGGUUUCUUUGGUUCACUUAAGAGGGGCAGUGUUUGCUUUGUUCAAAGUGAGAUUGCUAUUUUUACUUCACACACACCCCCACCACCACCAUCACCACCACCACUUUUUCUCUGCAUGAAUGAUUCAGUGUGGUAGAGAGCCACAAAAGCAAGAGAAGAUUUUUGUUUACAAGUGGACUGCAAGAUUCUGAAUAAAGACGUGUCUUCUGAAGCGGUCCAUGAAUCAGACAUGAUUAGAGGCUGUAAGUCAUGCUGUUGUCAUGGAUGCAGAGCGCACCUUUGUGCCGCUCCAUGUCGGAUUGACUUCAUGUGACAGCCAUGGCAUCAUAUGUUUGAGUUUCUCUCUCCUUCCUGCAAACCGGCGCUCCUCACAGGCACACACAUGAGCUGAAGCAGUUGCCAUGGUGCUAGUGUAGUCAUUAUCUAUUCUCCCGUCACCCACUCCUGCUGAUAAUAUUUCAGCAACACAAGAAUAGUUCACAGGGUUUGAAAUUCUGUAGGAGGAGGAGGAGAGGAAGACAGACAGAGGUACAGAGGCAGAGUGAAGCUGAUUUGGGCUUAACUAGAAAGUAAGGGGAGGAGAGCUAGAGAGGGUGCAAGACAGGAGAAGAGAGAGGUUUGGAGAAAUCUCAGAGGCUAAUUAAAGUAAAACAGAAAGACGAAUGCACAAAGAGAAAGGGGAUUUCAGUUCUUUUGAUUAAAGGAGUUGGAAAUAUUGCUGCAGGAUCAUCUGUGCAGGCGCUGUUCCCAUGGCAAUAUGUAAUGUUUGGCACAUGCACUGCCAACCUCACGGAUUUGAACGUAAUACUUUGUGGUCGCCAUUACUAGGUGUGUGCUCGGGCAUGUCUGUUCAGAAAGAGAGAUCUGUCAACCUUGGCCACUAACAUAAAUGCUCAUCCAACUGAAAGACGCAGCCAUGCAAACUGUGUGUGCAUUUCUGUAUGUCAUGCCCAUUUAUUUGGGUCAACAAAGGUUUGUAUACUUGGAUGCUGCAAGAGCUUCCAAUACGGCAACCUUUUCUUUAAACAAAGACCAAAAACAUACAGACAGAGGGCUAAAAAUGAAUUCAUAAGGGUUGGUAGGAGCAGCCUAUUUCAGAGAUGCAAAAAACAACAGUUAUUUUGAAGAUGACAUAAUAGUUUCCCCUCCUACUUCAAAAACUGCCAUGAGAAAGGAUGGCUUUGAGCACAAAACUCAAUAACUGGAAGCACAUUCAGGAUAUUAUGUAGGAAGUAUUAAAGUGAAGUACUUCGGUUAAGGUUCCCAUCAUUCAAAAUGAGCAAAAGAGUGUAUACUCAACCUGUUACACUUCAGGAGUGGGCAUCAAAUCACAACAAGCCAAAGUCACUCUCAGUAAUAUGGCCCUCAAUACCACUGACUACAAGUUAACAUGUCUUAAGUAGUUUCAAAUGAAUUUCAAUAAUUUGGCUGGUUUUAUUUCAAAGAGUUUCAGGUUACCAACCUUUUUUGGGCAUGUCCUUAGUAGUUUCAUGAACAUCUGAGGGGCCAAAGUUGGACCAAUUUUUAAAAGGUACAGCAUGUAGAAAUGGGAUUAUUCAGCAUUACUCUACACUGUAAUGCUCCCUUGCUCACCCCUCCCAUCAGCAGAGCUUGAGAAGCAACAGUGGUCCUCCAGGACAAGAAGCUCCUGUGAUGCAUGAUCAGUAUGAUCCUCUGUGGAGUUUUUCUAUCAAAACUUCUAUCAAUAAAAAAUCUUUUGUGCACAACAACCACUCUCUUCUUCUUAGCCUUUAAAUACUUCAGUCAUUUUUGGACUUGGUAAGCUGAGAGAAAAGACCAAACCAAAGUAAAAGACUAACUCAUGUCUUCUCAUAUCUGCUGCUUGGGUGGCUCUCCAUCAGUCCUGUGAUAAGACAGAUUGUUUUGGAUGUUCGUAAACAUCAUUCGCUCAUUACAUGCUCAGUCUUUAUUGUGAGCAGAAAUCUCUCUCACAUUACUCAGACGGUGUUUAAGUUUUAACUGUGUUUCUUCUAGUCAUAUGAAUCUCUAUUGAUUGCUUUUGAGGAAAUGCCCAAUCACGCUGUCAAACUCCUGUUUUUAUCUCUUCAACCUCCUUCCCCAGUUCACUGUGUUCAGAGAAUCCUUAAUUACCCUUUUUUUGUCUUGGUUUCCUCUGAUUUAGGCAUUAAAAAACAUCUUUGGCAUGAUGUCAGAAUGAAACUCUACAUAGUGAUCAAAUUUUUUGAUAUUUUAUGAGUCUUGUACUUUUAGUUUUGUUAAGAUGUUUAUUCCUGAAUGAAGGGGUUAGACUGUGGUGUACUGUUGUCUAAAAGUAAGAGGGUUGCAGGUUCAGAUCUUGACUGGGUCCUCUCCAGGUGGGCUUUGCAUGUAUGCGUUAGUUCCCUCUGGUUACUGCAGCUGUCUCUCAUGCUUGAAAGGUUGAUCUGUCACUCUGACUGACUGUCUGUGAUAUGCUCGCCCUGUGAUUGGCCGCUGACCUGUCGCCUAAACAGGAUGGGCGGUGGGGAUGAUGGAUGGACAAAUUGAAGUGAAUGUUAUUGAAUAUUUGUUAUAAAUUCAGUCAGCUGUUCCUGUUCAUUUGAAAGUGAGAUUAUGAGACAUCAUCUCGGAAGAUUUCUGGUUGAUCAAGCCCGACACGAUGUGAGAUUGAUAUCUUAGAGACAGCUAGCAUGGCUCAUUGAUUACCUGAUCAUGAGGAUCUUUCAACUGACUGGAAAACUGUCAGCUCCUUUUCCUGGUUAUUGAAGAGAACAGGUGACAGAAACAACCGCUCCGAUGAAGCACAGGGAAAUAUUUCAUUUUUAUUAAAUACCUAUCAUCCUUGGGAAGUCUGUAAGUGUUUGUUAGAAUUAUUGCUCAUUUUUAAAGGAAAAGGUUUGGACACUAAAAAGAACAUUAAUCCACUGCUCAUAUCCUCCGUCCUCUAAAACCAAGCGCUGUGACUCUGUUUUACUUUGGUCGUAACAGUUUUAAAGGCUCUUGAAUGUCACACAAAAGUGUUCACUGAGAUUACAGCCACUCUGUGAUCAAUAUAACACUCACUUAUAUUUCCAACGGGGAACUUUAAACAUUGUCUUUUAGAAAUUAUGUCAUUUCAAGAAGACACUUUUAACUGUUCAUUUUUUAAAUCCUCAAAUCCAUACUUCCGACCCAAAGGAGGUGCUGAUGUCAAUGAGUUUACUCGCAGCACGCUAAUACCUUCCUGUCUUCCUCUUCUGAAGCUGCAAAUCUCAGAUUAUGAGUCAGAUGCACCAGGUGGGUGCUGCUCACUUCAGUUGCUGGCCAACUGUAGCAGCUCAGAGCUUUCAGCAACAGGAAGCAAACCAACACCCUGCAGUCAAAAGAAGCAGGUUCUCUUAAUGUGGACAGUAAGGGGAAAUUAGCUCCGGUUUUUUCCCUGAAGAUCUGCAAAUGCACAUUUGGUGAUUCACGCCUCAGGAAUAAAACAAAAACCUUUUGGAGGUAGUUCACACUGUUGGAGCUGAAUGGAAAAACUGAGAAAGACGCACCUGUUAGCGUUUCCUGAGCCAAGAUUUGACUCUGCGAGGCACAGCUUGUCCUUCUGCUUGAUCAGUUUGAUCGGGGCGCUAACACGGCAAGAUGUCACAUGAGGACAGUUUAAUUGAUAUUGCGGUCGACACGCAUGAAACAAAGCAGAGUGUGCAUUUUUAUGAGCAAAACACACAGAAUUCACUUUAAAAAGAGUGAAGUAGUUCGAAUUCUGCUGCAGCUCUAAUAGGUUCACUGAGUUUCAUGCUCUUUAAAUUAAAAGCCGCAUUAGAAAUGUCAAAUUUGCAUUGGGGUUAUGACACGGUGGUUUCAUAAGAGGCUGCUUUGAAUUCAGAUGAUAAUCUAGACUGGACUUCUUAUACCUAUUGAGUACAUGUCUACUUAUUCUUAGAGAUAUUACAUACUAGAAAAUAAAAUAUUACUCGUAUUUUUACUUUUUUUUUUUAUUUAAAGUUCUGGCAUAUACAAGAAGUUUUUUUGACAGUCAUUUGUGUUGGUUUUCUUUCCUUAAAUUAAGCUAAGAGGAGAUAUAAAUAAGAGUUUUUGACUGAUGGCCUCUAUGCUCUACAACUCUGACAUAACAGCUUUAACUCAGAGUCCAGUAUCAGCUCAGUGAGCCCUGGUCAUGCUACUGUCCUUAACCCUCCUCCCCCAUGACUCUCCCCCCCUCGCUCUCUCACUCAUUGUUCUGAAGCCUAACCUGCCCCGGCCCUGAAGAAGUCAAGGGAGUUCCACCAAUUGUUCAAAUGAACUUUGUUGGGGGCUGUUAGUGGAGAACUUCAGAGGUCUUUCUUACUGUUCUCACAGGAAUGAGCGCCAAGAUUAGAUUCAAGAUACUAAGAGAGCAGGUGUUUGGUUAGUUUUAUUUUCAGAAUUAGAAUUAGAGUACUUUAUUUUCAUAUAAAAGACGGUAUUUUUGUGGAAAAGAUGAAUAAUACAGUGGAAGAUGUUGAGUUUUUGUUUAAUGAGGUGUUUCUGUCGUGAGGCUGGCGACAGAAAAAUAUAACUUUGUGCAUCAUUACAAAUGGAUGAUGACAAAUAAGCAAGAUAAUUGCAUUCACCAGUAGAGUUUAGAGGAUACAGCGUUUCUUCACUCUUGUAUUCGCUCUAAUUUGACUGAACGCUCUUUUUUUCAUUGUUUUGUUUUACACUGAAACACUUCUUUUCCCUAAACUGCACGCUUCAGAUGUAUAGACUGAAAGUAGGAGGAACAACCUCUGUCCCGUGAUGUCCUGACUGCAUGACGUUUGCCCCUCCAUUCCUGGAGUGAACUUGUCUCAGACAAAAGACACAUCUCUGCUCAGCAGUCACGCAGUCAUGCUCAGACUCAUCCAUCUCUCAGCAGAAAAAGAAAGAGAGGAAAUGAGCGGCUGAGCUUUCGGACCUGGCCUGUAACGUCCUUUUCACCCAGAGGGGGUUAUCUGAGUAAUGUGUCUCAUUCACUAUUGUCCCACUGAAUUUGUUGACAUACAGUAAGUGGGUCAUGGCUCUGAAGUACCCGGUCUAUUCUCAGAUUUUGUGCUGCGGUUGACAUGGCAACCAUACUGGUUGAUUAAACAUGCACGGAGGAGAUGGGGGCGUGUGGAAGCUGAAAAAACCUGCUUGCUUCAGGGGAAGGGGGGCAGCGCAUUAAAUAUAGGAAAGCAACGAGACUUGUAUACGCCCAUUACUCUCAGACUGACACAGACGCACCAUCCCCCCCUCUGAGGGUCUCUCCCCCUGUCUCUCGCUCUUUCUCAGCCUCCCUCUACCCCUCUCUCUCUAGGACCGGGCUUUCUGCCUCCCCUCCCCCACUCGAAAACUCCUCUGGUAACAAGAAACUAAUAAGUGCGAGCUGAAUGUGAAAAAAACGCAGUCUGAUUGGAUUCCUUGUGGUGUAAGUGAAAUUAACAUGCGGCAGACACAAAAUUAGAUUACCAUUCCCUUCACUGUUGGCCUUUUGUUUAAUUCUAUUCAUUUACUCUUCAAACACAUCAUCUUCUUCAUUUUCUGUUUGGCUAUAAAUGAACAACAUGCAAAAGCCUGAAACAGUCCUUUAGUCCUUAAAACAGAUCAGCCAGGAAAACCAUUUGAAGAGGGAAGCAUCAAAGAGACAAAACAGUCUUUGUAGGAAAAUUUAAUCCUGAAGAAGCUAAAAUGUGGGAUCAGACCAACGUUGAUGAGCCAUAUUCUGUUGACUGUGGGAUUAGAAAUUGUCUGAAAUGUUGCCAAAAAUAAUUCCAAUAAUUAACAUCAGCGACUAAAUGAGGUUUUCCUUUUUUUGGACUCUGUAUCUCCAGUCGCUUUGAUCAGGUCUGCAAACUUGAGCGUGACAAAACUGACAAACUAUGACUCAGUGAGUCACUGAGUAUGAUAGAGCUGAGGGGGCCAAGAACAUUUUGUACAUGUCUAUAAUAUAAAAGCUGGACUAAAUAACUUUAUUCAAACCCAGCAGUGACCAAACAUACGGUCAUAUAAAUCAUUAAACCAACUAAGACAGGAUGAAGAUGACUGAUAACUCCACCUUCUCAAUGAGACACAGAAAAAUGUUAAGGAUUUGUGACACAGGCCAUCAUUAAAAGUGAGGAAAGAAAGAAAGAAAGAGAGAAUUAAGAAAGAAGGAAAAAGAAAGAGAAAGAAUAAAAAAAGAAAGAAGGAAGGGAAAAAAGAAUAAAAAAGAAAGAAAGAAAAAAUGAAAAAAGAAAAAGAAUGAAGAAAGAAAGAAAGAAAGAAAGAAUUAAGAAGGGAGGAAAAAAUGAAAAAUAGAAUAAAAAGAAAGAAAGAAAGAAAGAAAGAAAAAAGAAAGAAAAAAGAAAGAAUAGAAAAGAAAGAAAGAAUGAAAAAAAGAAUGAAAAGAAAGAAAGAAAGAAACACAGCAAGAGAGAAAGACAAAAAAAGAAUGAAGUAAAGAAGAAAGGAAAGAAAGAAACAAACAAACAAACAAAGGAAAACAGAAAGAAAGACUGAAAGAAUGAAAUCAGAAAGAAUUAAGAAAGAAAGAAGGAAAGAGAAUACAAAAAGAAAGAAAGAAAGAAAGUUAUGUACCAAUAUUAAACAAUCAUUUAAUGCCAUAAAAAAAAAAUAGGGAAUAGGAGCACCGCUGGCCCAGUGGUCUAACUUCUUGCCUCAAGCUGACAGCCAAGGUUUGAUUCCAGCCUAAGGCUCCUGCUGUGCAUGUCACUCCCUAUUUCUGAUCUGACAAGUUUCCUAUCCUAUCCAAUAAAGGUACAAAACAUCUAAUAAUAAAAUUUAAAUUUAAAAUAAGAAAAAAAAAAAACUUCAGACAAGGUUGCAGGGGGUACAACAGGCUUCAGCCAACAUCACUGAAGCUCACACAGCAGAGCAACGUCCACCUCUUUACCCUCCUGCCCUGGCCAGGCUGGUUAAGCAGUAAGCAUGUGUUCACCCCUCCCACUUUGACAGACUGAAAUGAGGAAUGAUGGGUCAGUUAAGUGCCUGAUUCAUUCUGAUGUCCAUGUCUUGAGUUCUCUUGCGUAGAAAAGGGUCUGCAUUGAUCCAGCAUUUAUUAAAUGAUGGCCAAACUGGUGAAAAGGUUUAAUCACAAAAUCACUGACCCUGAAAGUGUCAGCUGAGAUUAAAAUGGACCAAAGUUGUAAAAAAGAGGACAGGAGAUGUUACUGUACAGGUCAUAGAAAACAGUGCGGCUCUGUGGGGGAAGGAGAUAAGUGAAGAUUAAAGGAAGCUGCUUUUGCUCCACCUACACCAUCAGCAAGAAUGACCCAUCACUCCAACUAGAAAACAUGAGUAAUAGACUUAAAUGAACUUAUAAGGCAAACAGGGCUGACUGGAUCUACAUUACUAAAGUCUGUGUCAUGAUUAAUCAAGUUUACCAGACUUCAUUAGAUCCUAUUGUGUUUUUAAAACCCUCUCUGUUUUUUUUUAACAAAUGGCACACUAAAUAUUGUGACAACACUAACAAGAACUAUAAACCGGCUAAAUCCACCACAUUAAAACCAGCAGCAAGUCCUUCAUCAAGAACCCCUGCGUCUACCGGACAUUGGAGUCAUGUUUUCCCUAAAUGACGUCCUCUCACUCUCAGCACUAUUUAAGGAUGACCUCAUCCCUCAUGUGAGUGCUGACCAAACCAGUGAGAGUCUGAGUGUGUGAGUGUGUUUGUGUCCCUUUUGCCUGUCGGAUGUGACACUGACAGAUGGAGGAGAAGUAGGAGGUGGGAGGGGCCUUGGGAGGGGGUCAUCCUUUCCCUUUGUAUUAGGGAGACGCCUUCUGUUGAUUGGGCUGCAGUGUUUGGGGUCAUGAAGGCUUCACGUUUUUUUUUCUUUUUCCCUGAACAGAAGCUUUUUUUUGUGUGAAUAACCAGCAACUCCAUCGUUUUCUGUGACCCUCUGUUUAAAGUUCAUAAUGUUUAGACUUGUUUCUCCCUAAAAAGAGUCUUUCUUGUGUGACUUGUUAAAAUACAAAACAACCUUACAUUGAUAAAAACGAAUCUUUAAACUGCAGCGUUUUUCAUUUUCUGAGUCAGAUUCAUAUUAUCAAAUUAGUCCAGAGAAUAACCCCCAGUUCAGGACUAUGAUAGACUUUAAACCUGACAGGCCUUCAGUGCUUUUGGGAUAGCCUCCAGAAAGGGGAUGUCACACAUUGGGGGGAAAGUGUACUGAGUGUACAGAGCCCUUAUGGUAGAGGGUCCCACAUAGAGAAAAUAAUGAAUGGCUGUCAAUGCAGGUAAGGCCCCUUAAGAGUCCAUCUUUAUACAGGCCCUUUUCUUUGUACGAUGUUCCCUUACAAUCCAACCUGCAACCCCAAAAUUAGGGUCUAUAGCUUCUCUACAUGUGCCGCUUAGACCGCUAGGCCAACCGAUUCCCCCAUUCUGGCCAAAUAUCUCUUUAUGUUUUCAGGUUAUUUGGAUUGUCUCACCAGAUUUCCCCGGGGAUGUGAUGUGUGUUCAGAUUGACUUUACUUGCCUAAAUCUGCUGGGAAGAUGAUUGGAGCCACACUGAGUUGAAUUUUUAACAUGUUCAGUAUCAAGUCGAGAGGGACCUGAAGGACAGCUGUGGAUUAUGACAUGACAUGUGACCACGAUCACUUGGGAAAUAAACCAACUGAUAAAUAAGGAAGCACAGAAACACAGUCUUUUUGACAAAACUAAACAAAGGAUCAACUCAUUGACUUGUCCUGAAAAGCAGAUAACAACUGAACUGACAAGCAGAGCAGCUGAGCAGAAAUUGUUACCACAGUAGAUGUACCAGAUAGCCAAGCAGCGAGCUCUGUUGAGCUUGACAACCAUGCUGUUAUCUGCCAUGUUUGUUUACUCCAAGGCCAUGAGAGACUGUGGGAGAUUUCCAGUUUUGAGAGUUAGGACUCUGGUUGUUAGUGAGUGGAAUCUGUCAGUGUGUGGUGAGGUCACAUUACUGCACUUCACACGCCUCAGGAACCAAACUGUUGAAUCUGCCAUAAUAUUUGUCCCUCACAUUAGACAUCCUUUAAGACUCAAACAUCCUGCUAAUGAAAAGGAUGACUCAGAUAGCUCCCCAUAUUACUGACUGCUUUUCAAAAACAAAGUACAGUACUCAAACAACUGUGUCAUUUUUUUCUGGUCUCAGCUGAAGUCUUUUAAGCCGUUUUUCCAAAUUGACUUGUUGGCCUGUACUUAAGAAGACAAGCGCAACUACACCCGUGAGCACAGAUCAAUCAAGCAAGGAUCUUUUAUUUUUACUUCAGGUAAUGUUGGACUAAGCAAAAGACAUGAAUAAUGAAUGCCAAAGGCUCGUGCUCUGCUUCACAGUGCCGCUUUUAAAUUAUGGAUCAAGCAUCCAGUAGCUCUUCGAGUCAGUUUUGCACCACCACCCUCCAUUUUUCACCAGCACCGUCUGCGAGUCAGUUAAGAUCAAUGAAGAGUUACAGAGAGGAAAUGAGGGGAUGUGCUGGAAUGAGACGGAGUUAAUCAAACUCCUAAAUCCAUAAAGCAAUCCAAGCGCGGCCCAAACAUAGUCUAAUGUUACCCUCAAAAUCCUCAGAACAGAAAGCUUGGAUGUAACAGGGAUGUUGUUGUUUUAUUAGUACACUUUUCUACCAUUCAGUAGCUGCAUUUGAAAUGAUUUCAUUUUGCCCCUUCCUAAUACACGUCUCCUUGCUAAAUGGAGUUUUUCCCUCCACCAAAUUAAAAGCCCAUAAUCAAUAAAACAUCACUCUUGUUACAACCACUCACUAAUGCUCCCAUCUUCUCCUGUAACUUCAUCUCUCACUGUUACCAUGGAAACAACUUUCUCUCUGUCAAGUCACAUUGAAGAUGUUGUUUUGUUGUAGCUCACGCUGUAUUGUGAUGCAAAACACCUGCCAGCUCUGUUAUUCUGCGCUGUAAUAAGCAGCUGUGACAUCGGACUAUUGAUCUGUUUGGUACAUCAGGGGCGAGGAAAAUGUGUUUAAAGAGCUGCAUGCGGAGUUCAGCUGGUUUAAUCUGUGUGCAGAAAUGUAAAUAAUGCAGAAGUAAUAAACCUUGAUUAAAAGUGGGAUAUGAAUAAUUUAUUUUAGACUUCAUUUCACCCCUCAUGCAAAGCACAGGCUCAAAAUAUUCCCAAAAUGUUACAGGCAGGCCUCACAGAAACACAGCAACUACUUUAUCCCAAAAGGAAACCGUUUGUGCACAUUGUAAGGUUGUAAAAACUGAAAAAAACACUUCAGGGGAUUUCUGCAGGAAGUUCUGAAUGGAGCUUUGCCAUUGUUGGCAUUAUUAGAAGUCCUGCUCUUUUGUGAUUCUGAUUGGUCAGUCAAGAAGUGACAUUGGUGAGCAUGGUGGUGUUCCUUAAGUAAAAUUAAUAGACUAUAAAUAGAAUUGAUGCCGUUUGCCUCCUAGCUGGGCGAAGCCACCGCGAGAACAGCACCCUCUGGUGACGGGUUGCAGUAUAGGUCAUAAAUCCCACCUUCUCCAGGAAUCCCAUAUGGAGCUGAGGACAAACUUUAGAAAUUUAUUACACAGAAUAUAAAUUUCCCUCCUCCCAGCUUGCGAUGUUGACAUGUAGUUACUGUCAGACUGGUUUGUGCUCAAGUCCUCUUUUUUCUGUGAAGCUCAGUUUUUAAGUUAUCAGGGGGUUCAUGUUUUCUACGAUUGACACUUGAUACAGCCUAUGGGUAUACGAAGCUUGCAUAGCUCACCCGAGGGAUACGCUGUUUAGGCCGAGUGUUAUCACAGCAACCCACUUCGACUCUCCUGCCGAAUGCGUACAACGCUACUGCGCAAGUGGUGGUUCUAGGAAGUGGAGAAAAUCCUAGAAUUACCGAGAGCGAUUCAGCAUUAAAUUUGUAUAAUGACGGAAGGCAGAGCCAAGUUGUCCAUAGUAUAUACAGUCUAUGGUUAAACCAAUUUCAAUUGAGAGAGCUGAAAACACUGAACUGUGUUUAGUUUUAAAAAUGCUGUUAACAAAACAGACCCUCUACACCACGGGUCUGGAUGGUGCUCUCUCUUAUUCCUGCUUAAGCCAUUGAGAGUAAAUGUGAGCACUCUUACUCACCUUGUCAGGAAGCACUAUCACAUCAGUAAAUCCUGUCACUGCCUGCCUCCCGAAACAAAAAGGUCACCGGAGAUAAUGAGUGUAAAGGAAGAAUUGGUGACACUCUCACUUUCUGUCUCUCAAAGUCAUCAUUGGUUCUGCACUCGACAUAUCUGGUUAUCUUGGUUUGUUCAGAGAGAUAUUCGUGCACGAGUGGCCAGUUACAGUUAAGGCAAUGUAUUGUGGAGAGUGUGUUUGUAAUUUUUCAGCAUUCACACAUUAAAUCUGUGAGCUGCCCUUUGGUACUUUGGGAAACAACUUGGAAAUGUGCGGAUGAGUCAGGUUUUUCAAUUGAACGAUGAAAAGGAUCGUGUAGCAUUCAUGAUUCGAUCAAAGAGGUUCAUUUUUAUUAACCGCACUCUCCGUUAGAGUUAACUCCUCGGUUUAAACUGUGUCCCACCUCAUCCAAAAGGCUGCAUUCCUCUGCAGAUGGGAAAUUGGAGGACCGAGCCAUUUAAACCUCUUGCAGGUUGACAGGCUCACACAAUUCAAGGUGUGAAUUGGUGUGAAACCACCCGGCAGUGAGUGUCAGAUGGCACUGUCAGUACCUGUUAGUCUAAAAGGCACCAAAGGUGAGGUGUUUCUUGGAUUUGAUAACCCAUUGCAGGUAAUAUCCCACUCCCUCUGGGCUAGGAAAGGGGAUGUGUUGGACAAACACCAAAGCAUAGGGAACAGUGGACUGUCAAGAAACAGCCACCAGUUGAUGUCUUCUUAAACCUACAAGAGUCUGUGUCCUUGAAAUGAACACCUACAGAAAACCUCUAAAUAAAGUGUUAGAGCUUUUGGGGAAAACAUCAAUUUGAGCACUAAUUGGACUUCAAUUAUGCAGACUUCCCAUAAUUCAAAACAGGGAACAGACUCAAAAAGCACUCAAUUAUUCCUUAUAGUUGGUUUGAUCUAAGAAUAAAAACUCAAACAGGAAAUCCAUAAAACAAAAGCGUCCAUUCUCAGCUUUCCUGGACAGAAAUAAGACGUCAAGGAAGAAAAGACGUUCCCUGCUAUAACGCUGGAUUACACAGUGGGGAUGCCGAUAAUCUAGGCCUGUCUGGGUGAGGGUCUGUGCUGCACCAUGCGUCUGAGUAUUCAGUACAGCCCAGCAGGCAGACUGGCUACUUGGUAUUCCGCUCACGUUUAGAUUAGAGGCAGAGGCAGGGAGUUGAGGAAAUGUAGGAAGAUGAGGAGGGGGGGACAUUUGCUCGGGCUCCUGCUUUGUAAUGCAGGUAAAGACAGUGAGAUAACCAUGAAAGAGACGGCGCUUAAAAACAUCCUUGAUGAACAAUUGUGGAAUCUUUUAUCCUCUGCACAACAGACAAUGAAAUGAGGACGGCAGAGUCGGUGCAGAUGAAAUAAAUAAUGGGCUGUGAUAUUGCAGGAACAGAUUGGAGGGAUUUUUCAUGUCUAUGAAGAUAGAAUUACAUGUGUGCAUUUACAUGUGUACCGAUUUGGACUUUUAUAGCACUCAUUGUAAUAAGCUCUUUAUUGUCAUUUAAAAUUGUUUGAGGAUUGGCUGGGCUUUGAGAAAGAAUAUGUCAGUGUGAUUCAUGUGCUGCACCGCACUCAAAGACCCCAUAGAGUCUGGUUUUGUUCCCCGUUUCCGAAUGUAAUAAACUCUACUUCUGUUGAUGUUGUUGUGCUCCGAAACGUGUGACUCAGUGUCCCAAAACACACAGUAAUACACAAGCCUGAUAGUGAGACUCAUAAAUUGAUGCAGUGCAAUGCAGAGCGCAAGCAUUUACAGACUCAGCAGCGAGUGUGAGUGCAGUCUGAGCAACAGUAGAUCGAAGUUGGAGCUGAGUGGUGAUUAGUCACUUCAGAGGCCCCUUGGGACAGCAAGGCGGGCAGAGAGGAAUGGGGUUAAGGGUCAGGAUUAGUAUGUGAAGCUUAGGCAGAGCUUUGGUCCUGAACAAAAUGUCAGAGUCCUCUGUAUGGCAGACAAACAGGUGCAAUAAAUCAGCUGCACAAAACAAGAGCAUGAAGGGAUCGUGCAACAUCAUUCCUGCAUGGAUGGAGACUGCUGAGUCCAACUUGACAUUUUGAAUGCUCCAAUGCUCCAAGACUUAGUCUAGGAGAAAUCAGCUCCCCGAACAUGAGGAAAAGCUCUGUAAUUUAGCUGUGGGGCACACACACUCCCACAACAACAACAACUGUCUCACAACUCAUCAAGAAUUACAGUACAGCGUGUAACUUGCAAAAAUGUUCCCCCAGAUUUUGUUGAACUGUCAGAAAUUGAAGGAAUCCUGACGUUUUAUUGUCCUUUUCUGUGUCUUUAGGAUGCCUGGAGUGCUGCAUCAAAUGCUUAGGGGGGAUCCCAUACCCAUCCCUCAUAGCUACUAUCCUACUGUAUGCUGGUGUGGCUCUGUUCUGCGGCUGCGGACAUGAGGCCCUGUCUGGUACCGUCACCAUCCUCCAGAACUACUUCGAGGUGGUGCGGAGCCCUGUGGAUGCACUAGAUGUCUUUACCAUGUAAGUAGAAACAGAUUUAAGAAUAAAUUGCUUUUAUUGACCUGAACAUCAGACCAACCAACCAAAUCUGUUUUCUUCUUCUCCAGGAUCGAUAUUAUCAAGUAUGUUAUCUACGGUAUUGCUUCAGCCUUCUUCGUCUACGGCAUCCUGCUGAUGGUGGAGGGCUUCUUCACCAGUGGAGCCAUUAAAGAUCUGUAUGGGGACUUCAAGAUCACCACCUGUGGACGCUGUGUCAGCGCCUGGGUAGGACCUUAGCUUUGUUGGUCUGCAUCAAUACUACAACAUAGGGCUGGGUGAUAUGGCCUCAAAUCAAAAGCACGAUAUAUUGAGCAGUUCACCUCAAUAACGAUAAAUGGAUGAUAACUACUCCACAAGCUGCUCCUACAUUAACUUCAUCUACUUCAGCUGCUACAACUUUUGAACCGUCCUCCAUCUCCUUACCUGUCUUGACCUAUUUAUUACAGACUUGUAUUUCCAGUUUACACACUGACAGCUACAAAAAAUAUUGCUCCCUGUAAAGGAACGGCCAAACCAAGCUUUUAGCUGACUGUUUCCUUUUGAAUGAAGUCUCUGCAUAAUCAGCCGCCCAGACUGUGAGGAUUUUUUCUUUUUAUUGCAACUGCAACUUCCAGGACUACGAGCUUCUCUUGCUGCUCCACUUUUCAGGACUCACUUGGUAUUUUAACAGUCUAAAUGUCAGGUAGUCCCUCAGGAAGUUAACCUCAAAGGUUGAGCGUGUGAAGGGUUCUGUAAGCGACACUUUUAUUCACCCGAUUCAUGCCUUGUGUUCCGCUCUCACUGUAUUAGUUCUCAGGGAUCCAAGCAGAAAGUCUUUGUUUUUAUACUCUGGGUGAGGUGAUGUCGAAUGACCACCCAAACAUUAGAAAUUACUGCUUUUCUGGAGGGCACAAUGAGAGCUAUGGACUAAUUGAUUUUAUUUAAAUACCAUAAUUGCAACAAAAAAUAAGAAGCAGUCUGAUAGAAAGCAUAUCGGGGAGCUUGCAGCAAUCCUAACGAGAUUAUCUCUGGGAUAUAAUUGCUUAGCAAAUAUGAAGCUCCGCAGGGAGGCGAAGGAAAUGAGCUAUGCUGUGGUACAUGUGGUCAUCAGGGUCAUUCAAUUUGAGCGUGUCUAAUCUCGCGCCCAUAGAAAUGUGUAAACCAAAAUGAGACGAGUUGGCAGAAAUGGGCAAGUGGUGGCUAGGGGACACCCCAGAUCUUAAAAAAGGGCAGAAAUUGACACUAGCUAAUUUGUCUUUCUUAAGAUCCAGUGCCCUGAUGUGGUGCCCUGGAACAGACCACAAAACCAACUACAUUUGUAUGUCUUUAAAUUGAAAAUUAAAAGAAGCUUCUACAUAGAGUAUACUGUAGCAAUGAGAGGGAGAAUGUUCUCUUUGGUCUGAGUCUGUGGAUGCUCUAAAGCUGGUGGGACAGAUAUUUAUGACUAAGCUGUAAAGGUCUAUGAGACUAGACUGAGUUUCUGCACAGGAUUAUAUAUGAGGUUGCAGAAAAUAAAGGUGCAGGCUGUGCUGAGCUAAAGCAGAAACAGGCAAGAUAUCUGCACCCUGAAACACAUGCUGUUCUGUUUUUUAUGAGUGACUGUCUGGGGAUCCCUGAAACUCUUACAGUUGAAUUAACGCAGAAAUUCAAUCAUGUUUCUUACCUCAUUUAGUAAAAUUGUCACCAUUACGUUUAAUUUGUGUUUCUCUGAUGCUGUUUCAGUUCAUCAUGCUGACAUACAUCUUCAUGCUGGCUUGGCUCGGGGUGACUGCUUUUACCUCCCUCCCAGUCUUUAUCUACUUCAACAUCUGGAACAUUUGCCAAAACGCUACUGUGCUGGAGGGGGCCGAACUCUGCCUGGAUCCGCGCCAGUAUGGUGAGGAUGGAUAUUCCGUCUCUAUUUCUUCACCCCCUACUGAUUUGAUCUUAGUACCUCAGACCUUUACUGCCCCAAAACUGCUGAACUCUUCCCAUAUCUAUGUCGAGCAGCUGCUUUUAUCCUUACUUUUGGCAAAGGUUGUAGCCCCUGGUUUGUUUCAUUGAAUAUCUCUGUUUGAAAUUCUGAGUUGGAUGGAGCUUUUUACCCGUUUUACUCAGUUAAAUUACAGAUUUGGGCCAACAACAGAGCCAACUCCCCCACUCUCAAAUAUUCUACUGAUCCACAGCCAAUCUCACACCUUACUUUCUCUAUUUCAGCUCACAUCUACAACAAUAAAAUGAUGUAAAAGGCCAAGUUUGUUGAUGAUGUUCAUAAUCGACGAUUACAAGAAUUAACAAUAUUGAAAUCCUGGACCCACUGUUUCUGCCAGUCUUGUAAGCUUAAAUGAUCCAGAAUAAUGUUACAGUAAUACAAGCUGAAGGUCCAUCACAUUAGUGGCUUAUAUGGCCAUCUCAUUAUUUUUAAUUAGUGCCUCCUCUUUCAGUCCAUUAGCCACCGGCAGCUACUAAUACUAACGGCCUUUGUGUCAACAACCAUCUCUGUGAGCGCCACCAUAUCGAGGCCUAUAGUAUAAUUUGCUUGUGUGUGAUUAUGAUUAUCUUUGGUUUACAGAAAACUACAUUUCUUAUGUGAUUAAUGCACAGGGCGUGUCAUUCCAGGUAUUGUGCCAAUUGCUGAAGCAAAAAAAGUGUGCGCUGGAUCAGAGAAAUUCUACAAGAUGUGUGAAUCAACUGAGGUAAGGCUAAAGAACAGAGGCAACAAUUAGACCAUGUAAAUAGCUUUGCUGCUCUCUCUGUGAUAACUCUGCAAGUUAAAGGUCCAGUGAGGAACUUACAGCUCUCUAAAGACAAAGUGUGACCUCUUAUUUCUUUGUUUCUUUUCUUGAUUUUGACCUGUACAUGUGUUAUGUUACAAAUAAGCUGAGCCCACUCUAUUCAAACACUCAAAUAUAUGACUCACUGAGAAUCUUUACCAUGUAAAUGUCAAUGCCUAACCAUGGCAGAGGCAGACACGCUGCAUUUAGAUGUACUGACUGAUGUCCACCCCCUGUGAGUGAGGUAAAACAUUAGAAAUAAAUACAAAGAAACAGGAAAUCUUCAUGUGGAUGGUCCUGCCUACUUUUAGGUUCAUGUGGAAACGUCAGUAUUUGUUACGGUCUAUUUUACAUCCAGCUGAAAAAUCCUCAGAGGAGCUUUAAGUUUUCUACUUGAGUAAAAUCAUACAAGAAGAUUUGCUAGAUUGAAUCCUAAUAAUUACCACAUUAUCUGCCACAACGCAAUGUGAUAACUGACGGCAAAACAAUAACGCUAAUAAGCUGAAGGUUCAUAAGUGGGCUUGCAAGAUUAGCAGAAAUGUCUCCCAGGAUCUGGAGGACUAAACUGUGCUGUGAUCUGUUUUGUUUUCGACAGCUGGACAUGACUUUCCACCUGUUCAUCUGUGCCCUCGCUGGAGCAGGAGCUGCUGUUAUUGCUAUGGUGAGAUGCUGAUAAAAUCCAAACAUUUCUAUCAAAGAGUAAAAGACAAAACAUUAAAAGUCAAUUACUUGGGCAUGAACGAUAAAGAAAAUGUUUUAAAAUCAAUCAAAAACAGCGAGGUUUGAUACUCUUUAUAAUGGAUGGAUGGUUUUAUCCCUGCAGGGAUAAGAGUACGGUGUUUGAAAACAGGGUGACUGAGGGGAAAGAGUGUGGCUGGAAAACAGCCUGAUUGUUGUGGCUGGUUUAUAGCCGGUGAGAGAAUAGCUGUAGUUGAGGAGAGAAGGCAUUUUGGUGCAGUGAAAAAGACAGGGUUUGCCUCCCUCCCUCUCUCAGAGGCGCCAGGCAUGUCAUGUCGUUGUCAUGGAAACAGGAAGAAGAAAGGCUUGCAGAAUGUUGCAAACAUCACUCAGUAAAUCGUGAGAGGCCAUUUUCUGAGAAACAGAAAGUGUUUCCUACUCAGGGAUGAUUCUGCAAAUUGCAAAAGGACAUCCUUGUUUUUCUUCGAGCCGACAACAGAGAAAAUUUCAUCGCAACAAAUUCACACCGAUGCACGCCAACAGUGAGCUGCUGUCAAGACCAUCAAAGCUGGAGACUCAAAAAAGCGUCUCAGAAACAGAUCAGAUUCGACUUCUGAACUUUGAGGUGAAAAGGAGCAGUGCACACAAAAUCAUUAGCGUAUUCGGCGCUUUUAAUACCGAAGAGAGCGCCGCUGAUUAAAAACAUUAUUUCACGUUUAGAGAUAGCUGUGCAACAACGUCAGUUAUUAAAGCACAAUACCUUCAUUAUAACCUCAGCUGCCAUGGUAACGCAAGUGCAAGACUACAUCUGGCAUUAUGCUGCCACCUGCUGGACUACAGGAAAAAUCCUCCUUAGUUUAAGUCCACUCACAGAGGACUUCAAGUCUAUUUACUACAUUUAAGAUUUACAUCACAGAAGUCUAUUUUAUCGGGCUGCAUUCAAGACAUAACGAUAAAGAAAAAUAUCAGAAACUAAUCAUAAUUUUAGAAACGCAGUGGAAUAUACUGGGUUUUCACAUACAGGAAUUAACAGUUGACUCUGACUCUACAAUUACAUCACACAGUUGAAUGAUAUGUAGUUGAUCAAACAGUGUUGUAGGUGGGCCAUGAGCCGAGAUAAACUAGUGAAAGAAAACAGACUUAGAGGGGAAGACACGGUGAGAGUUUUAAAUUCAACAAUUUUAUCUUCCAUUUGUGGAAUAAAAGGCAAAAACAGAUAAUCAUCCAAGUGCUGAAUAUCAGCCCUGAGUCUAUCCCAUGAAUAAAGUCUAUCCUGAGUGAUUACUGCUUUAGCUUUUUCUGGUUUUACUCUGACAAUAAGUCUGUUUCUUUUUUCCCAUUAUAUUUGAUUGAAAAAUUACAAUUACAUCAAGUUUAUCUGGUGCACUUUUUUAAAAAGAAUUCAACACUGUUCCCACACUUCAUCAUUUCCCUCCUCCAACAGAUUCAUUACUUGAUGGUGCUUUCAGCCAACUGGGCCUAUGUGAAGGACGCGUGUCGAAUGCAGAAGUACGAGGACAUCAAGUCCAAGGAGGAGCAGGAGCUUCACGACAUCCACUCCACCCGCUCUAAGGAGCGUCUGAACGCCUACACAUAA